Molecule: messenger RNA, 3716 nt
Organism: Oryzias melastigma (Indian medaka)
Lineage: Eukaryota; Metazoa; Chordata; Actinopteri; Beloniformes; Adrianichthyidae
Gene: cacng4b
Product: calcium channel, voltage-dependent, gamma subunit 4b
Exons: 4
Coding region: 495-1469 (324 amino acids)
Biological process (GO): neurotransmitter receptor transport, postsynaptic endosome to lysosome; calcium ion transmembrane transport; regulation of AMPA receptor activity
Cellular component (GO): AMPA glutamate receptor complex; voltage-gated calcium channel complex; postsynaptic density membrane
Molecular function (GO): voltage-gated calcium channel activity; channel regulator activity
Source: RefSeq, a predicted model, not a curated record
UCCCACUAUAAUCCCAUGCGCAACAGUUAAUAAUUGUGGAGAGAAUUGCUGAUCAGUCUUCACAUGUUCGUUCCAAAGCGCAUCUCCUCCUGUAACGGGUGGAUUUAUGAGGGUGGGGUCUCACACUUAUCAGUCGUUGACGUCGUCCUCGCAAUUGGUUUUUUAACAGAGAGGGAGUCUGUGAAAGAGAAAAGUGCUUUGAGACUAAGUUAAAGGAGGAGAAACGGAAGUGGCGAGGAGGUUAGAAAUGUUUUAUGCUGCUGUCUUCAGACCCUCAUUAGUUCUGGACGCAACUAGUGACCUUUCACAUUCUCAGCAGGAUUUGGCGUGGAGCAUCAGGUGAGCGCGUUCCAAACAACCCUUCCCUUUCCGUUUUUUAAUCUUCCACCUGCACUUGAAAGUAGUCACACGAAUAUGCCGGGAGGAUCCGCACUCGGACGCGCUUUGGUGCGCGCGUACUGAACCUUGGACAGUGUGGAAUAGCAUGAACCGCCAUGGCUUGGUGUGACCGUGGGGUUCAAACGCUGCUGGCCACAGCUGGGGCUUUCGCUGCCUUCAGCCUGAUGACCAUCGCCAUCGGAACGGACUAUUGGCUGUAUUCGCGUGCGUACAUCUGUAAUGGCACCAACUCCAGCACAGAUGAGACCCAGACUCAGCUCAAAACUAAGAAGGGCGAUCUCACCCACUCCGGACUGUGGAGAAUCUGUUGCAUUGAAGGCAUCAAUCAAGGCAGCUGUUACAGGAUCAACCAUUUCCCAGAUGACAACGACUACGACACAGACAGCUCUGAAUAUCUGCUCCGUAUAGUUCGGGCCUCCAGCGUGUUCCCCAUCCUCAGCACCAUCCUGUUGAUGCUCGGCGGUCUUUGCGUUGGAGUGGGACGCAUCUACAGCAAGACGAACAACGUUCUCCUCAGCGCAGGCAUUCUUUUUGUAGCUGCAGGUCUGAGCAACAUCAUUGGCAUCAUUGUCUACAUAUCCAGCAACGCAGGAGAUCCCAACGACAAACGCGAUGACGACAAGAAGUACACGUACUCCUACGGCUGGUCCUUCUACUUUGGUGCGCUCUCCUUUAUUGUAGCCGAAACUGUGGCGGUCCUGGCCGUCAACAUCUACAUUGAGAAGAACAAGGAGGUUCGCUGGAAGGCGAGACGGGAGUUUAUCCGUUCACUCUCCUCCUCUUCUCCGUACUCGAGGAUACCAAGCUUCCGUUACCGUCGGCGGACGUCGCAGGCCAGCUCUCAUUCCACCGAGGCCUCCAGGGAGAACUCCCCGGUGGCUGGUUUGAAGGGGGCGCAGUCUUCUAGUGGCCCACUUGACGAGCUCUCCAUGUAUGCUUUGGCGAGGGACAGCGUGACGGAAAACACGUACAGCCCCGAGCACGAGGGCGCUGCAGAGUUCCUACAGGUGCAUAACUGUUUCCCCAAUGACUUAAAGGACGGGGUGAACCGCAGGACCACGCCUGUGUGAGAGGCUUGUUUUUCAGUUGCACGAUAACUAACAAAGGAUUGGUCAACCGCCUGACUUGAACUACUGUAGUUAUUUUCACGGGCCGCCAUGUUUGGGUAAAAUCUGUGAAUUUUAAGCCGAUCAGAAUCAGAGUUUUCAUUGUUUGUAAUGUAGCCAGUUCGUAAUUUCAAAUGUAAAAAAGCCAGCUCUUAUCAGUACGAUGAUCCCUACAUUCUGUGAGUAUUGAGAGUGAAAUGUGUGAAUCUAACAAGGUGCUAAAUGACUUCUACUUCAUUUAAAAGUGUUGUAUCUGUGUGUGACACUAGAGUAAAGCCAUUUCUACAAAACCUUGAGUGUGAAAGGAAGCACACUCUCUGUCCCAAGACAUGUCAAAGCUAGGAGACAUGACAAAAACAUAUCCCAAAAUCAAUUAAUCACAACAUCAUAUCAGCAAAACUGUCAUUAUUUAUUGAACUAAAUUAAAUAAAAAAAAAAUGCUGUAAAAUGGCGAGCAAUAUUGGAGUUAAACCGUUCAGUUUUGGGCCAGAUCCCAACUCAGAUGAGGAAAACUAAGAUUUUCAGUGUGCCAAGAUACCACAUUUAUUUCUUGUCCCAUAUUUAUGCUUGUGUUUAUUCAUAUAUGGCUUUAAAAUUUAAGGAUUUGACAAAUCUUGAUGUUAGUUUUCAAGGUUGCAUCCGAUUUUCUUGAAGUAAUUUUGAAGUCAACUUUAAGACAACGUCACCUGAAUGAAUGAGAACCUUCAUCAACUUUCCAUCAGAUUGUACAUCUUGAUUGUUCAGAGAACAAAUAUUUUUAAUUCAUGUCUUUUCCCGAAUUCUCAAAAAUUAUCGUCAAAAUUCAAAGAAAAUAAUUAUUUUUUUGUCAAUAGAGCGAAUCUUUAUCUUCUUCCGUUACGGUCUCCCAUCCCUCCAUCCGACUUCACGAUGAUGUGUCGUUGUGUUUGAGAAGGAGAAUCUCUUAGAAAACAAGAAGAAAUAGAGGGGGUGCCCAGAGCCAUGAAAACCACCCAGGUCAGGACUCCCUUCUGCUCUGGAGCAAUCCUUGGCAUCAAAGGUUUAACUGUUAAACAUCACAGCCGGGCGGGAAAUUCCUGUCUGCUUGUCUCCCAGACUGUGAGUCCAUCUGGAGGCUUUCCCUUCCCUUUUGUUUAUCCAGCAGAGGGAUCAGACAGAAGCAGAAGGAACAGUUUGGAUUCGGAUCUCUUAAGACUCCAACUACAAGACGCGAGUCCCGCCGGUCCAUCACUGCAUUGCUUCGUCAUUUCUCUCAGGAAGUACAGUGCAGUUGUGGCAAACAACAUCUCGUCGAGGUCCCUUCUACUGUAUGUCUGGAGUGAAAUCAAUCGGAAAGGGAAAAAAAUAUCACUUUUAUAUUAAACGCUGUGAAUGUUUAACUCUUUUUUGAAGCUUUGGGAUUUUUGUGGAGCGCGCUCAGAUGAGAUUGUUUCUCUGGAUGUACAAAAAAAGAAGCCAUUUGUGUGAGUCUUUCACUUUAUAUAUUUAAAAUCAGCCUUCAACGUAAGACUGUAAAUAAAUGUACUAUGAAUACAAAUAAUGUGAGAAAAAAAGAUUUAAAAACAUCAAAGUAACAAUAAACUUAUUAAUAAUAAUGCCUUCAUAGAUUUUGCAGUGUGAUAUCAUUUCCUUUUUAUAUUCAGGUGAAACUGGUUUUCUUGUUUAAGUCAGUAGAUUUGUUGAGUAUUCUGCUUUAUAGGUGAACGUUUGUUUAGGAGAAAAUAUUCUAUUUUCUAUUCCUCAUAUGGGCGGUAACUGUACUUUACUGUUUGUGCUUCUACUGUUCAAUGGCUUACUAUAUAUUAAAGCACCUUCUCUAUUUUCAUGAAGAAACCUGCUGAACCUUUGAGUGCGGAUGUUAAAAAAGAGAGUGUAACAAAGGGACAUCUAUAAUGUAUCCGUGUGUUAUAAAACCAAACUUAUUACUAUUGUAAAGGUAUUUUCAGUGCCUUUGCUCUUUUUACUAUCUACUGUAUCUGCCGCUUUUAUUGUUAAGCUUUGAAAAUAUUUUUUAUUUUCCUCAAAUAUACUGUACAUGGACAAAUAAACUCAAUCAGGGGGCAUGCCGUUGUGUUGUGGUUGUAAUUUAUUUGAAUACUUGAAUGUUAUCUUUAAGAUGAGAUACUUAAAGUUUAUGUUGGAUCAUCUUUUGAUUUAUUGCAAAAGCGCUCCCAGUGUUUUUUUUGAUUAUGGUGAUGCCGUUUUUAGCCAUAAUAAUAAUAAAAAACUUAU